Molecule: messenger RNA, 1404 nt
Organism: Scheffersomyces amazonensis
Lineage: Eukaryota; Fungi; Ascomycota; Pichiomycetes; Serinales; Debaryomycetaceae
Gene: ISN1
Product: IMP 5'-nucleotidase
Exons: 2
Coding region: 1-1404 (467 amino acids)
Biological process (GO): nucleotide metabolic process; nicotinamide riboside biosynthetic process; nicotinic acid riboside biosynthetic process
Molecular function (GO): magnesium ion binding
Source: RefSeq, a predicted model, not a curated record
AUGACUUCGAGGUAUAGAGUAGAGUAUGCAUUGAAAAGUCAUCGUCGGGAUGAAUUUAUAGAAUGGAUCAAAGGAUUACUUGCGGUUCCAUUUGUAUUACAUGCCGAUGUUGAAAAUUAUGAUGAAGGGUUCACCGAGCAUUAUUCUACUAUGGAAGAUUAUGAAAAAUAUUUAGAAGCUCAAGAGUCUGUAAUUGCUUCAGAAUGUCAAAUAAGAUAUCAAGAAAUUUUUGCUGAUGUAGAAAAACUUGUAGAUCAUACUAUAGUUAUUGAUGAUAUUAAUGAAAAGGAUCCAGAAAGAAAUUUAAAUAGUAGAUUAAGAAAAUUAGUACCAUCUGUCGGUAGAUUUUUCACUCCCUUACCAUUAACAGAAGCAUUUUUGAUUGAAGAUGAGAGAAGAUCAAUUUCAAAAAGAAGAUUGGUUAGUCCAUCUUUUAAUGAUAUUAGAGUCAUUCUUAAUACAGCCCAAGUCCUUGCUUUAACUAAAAUUUAUAAAGAUCAUCUCCGAUCUGGUUCUAAAUUGAAAUUAAUUACUUUUGAUGGAGAUGUUACUUUAUAUGAAGAUGGAAAAUCCUUAGAAGAGAAAGAUCCUGUUGUCCAAAGAUUAGUUAAGUUAUUAUCAUUGAAUUUAUUCGUUAGUGUUGUUACGGCUGCCGGUUAUCCAGGUCAACAAGGUGCUGCUAAAUAUCAUGAAAGGCUCAGAGGUUUACUUGAUGCUUUGAAUCGAGACGAUUGUAUCUUAACUCCAAAGCAAAAGGAAAAUUUAUUGGUCAUGGGUGGUGAAUCUAAUUAUUUAUUUAGAUACUCGAAUGAAUUAAAGACAUUUGAAUUUAUUGAUGCUGGUGAAUGGCACUUACCUGUAAUGCUUAAUUGGGAUAAACAAAAGAUAACAUUUAUUAUGGAAACAAUUGGUAAACAUUUAUUACAUUUACAAAAAUAUUUCAAUCUUGAAAGUACUACAACAUUGAUAAAAAAAGAAAGAUCAAUUGGAAUAAUUCCUAAUGAUCAUUGUAAAAUCUUACGUGAACAUUUAGAAGAAAUGGUUCUUUCUUGUUCUAAUAAAUUAGAUGAAAUUCUUACUGGAAGACAAUUAACUGAUAGUGGGAAGAAUGGAAUUCGAGUUUGUGCAUUCAAUGGUGGGUCUGAUGUUUGGGUUGAUAUAGGAGAUAAAAGUUUGGGAGUAGAGGCAUUACAAAGAUAUCUCUGUCAAUCAAUUGAUGAAGAUGAUUAUUUACACAAUGUUUGUCCAAUUUUGAAAAGUGAAAGUUUACAUAUUGGUGAUCAAUUUGCAAGUCUUGGAGCCAAUGAUUUUAAAGCUCGUUUAAGUGCAUGUACGGUUUGGAUUGCAAAUCCAAGAGAAACAGUUGCUAUUCUUGAUGAUUUAAUUAAUUAUUUAGAAAAAUAA